AUGCUGCUCACGCACCGACUGACGCUGUCCAUGCCACUGGUGCGGAGCGGCUGUGGGCGACUCUCAUGGCAGUCUACCCGCACCCGGGGUACGUGUUGCCCAUCUCUUACUGUUGCUGCACUUUGUGCGUCCCAUCGCUACCAGAGCAGCCCUGGCCCAACCAACGAUGACGCUCGUGCCUCCGGGCCGCAAGUGGCGUUAACUAGCAGAACGGCGAAGGUGAAGUAUGAGGAGGUGUGGCAGCUGUGGAAUGAAGGCAAUCUCUUCUCGCUGCAUGUGGCGCAGAUGCGCGACUUUCUGGCCGACGUCGGCAUCAUUGUUGAUCCGACGGCAAAGAAGGCGGCGGUGGUGAGACGUAUGGAGGCGUACCUGCACGACAAGGACAGCUCUGAGCAGCACGGCGGCGCUGCUGCCGCCGUGGGAGCUGCCAAGGGCGCAGGCAAGGAGGGCGAACAGGGCUACGGCAACUGGGCUGGCGCGGGCGCGACGCAGCCGGAGACGCUGCUGGAUUUGGCUCAGGCAGGAUUCUAUCAGGGAACGGCAAACAUGGUGCCAAAAGCAUUUCAGCUGCUUACGACGGGCAGCUGCGCCGAGGCUGUUGUCAGUCGUGUGAACACCUCCACCUUCCCGGGAUUUCCAGCCAACACAGAGUGCUACACCCUCUCUUCCUCUGAUGCAACCGGAGCCCUACAGACGCGCUACAGCAAGGUGCUUCAGUGGUGCUUGCUAAACAUGAACAACCUCCGCAUGGAUGGCGAGCUUACCGUGGAGCUUGGAAAGCUACUGCUCACUCCCGCAGCGAUGCGGUACGGCGAGGCUGUCGUAUCAGUUUAUACGCUGCAGCAGCGCCUCCAGCUGACAAAGCCGUACACAUGGGUCUCCACAGCGCCGGAGAGUGCCAUUCCCCUCGUGGACGCGUUCUUGACGGAGCGUGGAUUCCAGCCUGUUAGGAAGAACGCGCGUCUCACCUACGAGGGCGGUAUCAAGCGCGCCAAGGACAAGCUUGAGGUCGUGCUGAACGAUCAGAUGAAGGUGGAGGGGGUGUAUGGGGAGUGGGUCGAUGUGCAGACGGCCUUCUGCACUUCUGUGGAGAAGCCGGACUGCCGCAUUCUGCUGCGUUCGCGCCCUGCCGUCAGUGCACAGGACCGUGAGACGUACACCCGCAUCCCUGUGAUUGAGCUCGCUGAUGACGAUGUGAAUGAUGUGCUGCCGCCGGAGAAC
Messenger RNA from Leishmania braziliensis MHOM/BR/75/M2904, 1221 nucleotides. RefSeq lists its product as hypothetical. The transcript has a single exon. The annotation marks the transcript as partial. The record is from RefSeq and is a predicted model, not a curated record. Lineage: Eukaryota; Euglenozoa; Kinetoplastea; Trypanosomatida; Trypanosomatidae.